GCAUGAGCAGCUCUCAUAAGCGGAAGACCUUUCUGUCUACGUUCAGGUGGAUUUGUCGACUUAUUGAGUGUGGGUACACGACGUGUUGUAUCAAACAAUUACUAUGGUGCACGGAUACGGAAAGAAUGGCGGGCGCGGACGUUGUUAUGUCUUUUGGAGAGACUUGCUGAUGUGCGUGCAGCAAGCUGAGUAUGCGAACAAGGACCACACGAAGCAGUGCGAGCUGGAUAGAGAAGACUACAUAGAAUGUCUUCAUCACAAGAAGCUGUACGAACGUAUUAGUAUUAUCAAACGAGAAAAGGAGCGUUUGCUAAAGGAAGGACAACUCAAUGGGUCGAAAUUGUCAGGCAAGGUGUAAGGGUGCGAGAUGAAGAGAGAACUCGUUGUAUUGUUAUUAUAUGCAGUGAAGUGUAGAUAAGACUCUGGUUGUUGUACAGCACUGAAUGCUUAAUCGAGAUCAUUGAUCAAACUUGUUGUGAUUGAUAUUUUAUGAUUGUGAUUC
Messenger RNA from Corticium candelabrum, 502 nucleotides. RefSeq lists its product as uncharacterized. The coding region runs from base 104 to 358 and encodes 84 amino acids. Lineage: Eukaryota; Metazoa; Porifera; Homoscleromorpha; Homosclerophorida; Plakinidae. The record is from RefSeq and is a predicted model, not a curated record. Gene Ontology annotation, biological process: mitochondrial respiratory chain complex I assembly. The transcript has 3 exons.